Triticum aestivum (bread wheat) is the source of this 4139-nucleotide messenger RNA. RefSeq lists its product as uncharacterized. The record is from RefSeq and is a predicted model, not a curated record. NCBI's taxonomy places the organism in Eukaryota, Viridiplantae, Streptophyta, Magnoliopsida, Poales, Poaceae. The transcript has 3 exons. Bases 2016 to 2876 code for a protein of 286 amino acids.
CUCCCUGAGUCCCUGACGGGCUCCCUUCGCGCGGAGGCGGGCCGUCCCCUGGGAGGUGCUGCUGGCGGGUGACCGGCGGCGCGAGGCUGCGUCGUGAGCCGUGGCUCGUGGAGGAGAGGCGGGCUCUGGAGGGGAGGCUGCCGGCGGCGGAGCUGGGUGGCGCGUCGGCGCGACCUGGAGGCGGCGGCGCGAGAUCUCGGCUGUACAGGCUGCAGCGCUGUGAGGCUCUGCCAGGAAGGUGCUCCUGGCAAGCAGCGGUCGGUCGGCUUCCUCUGCGUUGGGGCGUGCGGUGGUGUCUUCCCGGUGGCGCUGGCGUCGGAGUGGAGGGCGGAGGGACGGGUCGACCUGCUCAAGUUCGGGCGGAGCCUGUGGGGUUGGGGCCGGGCGUGGAUGUCCCCUGGAGCGGGUGACGACCACUGUGGCGUGCAUGGUCCUUGCCCAGGUGACUGGUGGCUGUUGGCCGGGGUUGUUGGUGGAGGUUCAGGACACGCUCCUCGCCGCUGAUGCUAGACGUCUCCAGGCUCCUCGCCACUGAUGCUAGGUUGUUGCUGGCCGGGGUUGUUGGUUGUGGUCUCCAGGCGAAAUUCUUGAUUCACAGGAUCGACACGAUGGCGGCGUCCUCAACGCCAUCCCUCUGUUGGGAGCAUUGUAGCUGGAGACACGGUUUGGAGGUCCUUCGUCGCGCUCCUCCGGUUUUCAGCACUGUCCUUCAUCAAUCUUCCGCGGCGCAAUGUACAGCCGUCGCUAGUGAUCCCAAGACGGUGCCUUUCUCGGGUAUGACGGAGUCCUGGUGCUAGACGUCUUCCUUCCCAACCAGAUCUGAGAAAGAAGAGAUAGGACCAAGAAAAUUAGGUGCUCAUAUCCAUGUCCCGUGCGGAGAAGAAGAGCCCGAAUGGAGAACUUUGGUGUGCCGAGUAAUGUCCAGUUUGUCCAAAUUUGGCAAAGCAGCUUGUCAACACAGUGCAUAUAUUCGUAUAGAAAAGGUUAGUUUUUGGUAUGAAAUCCUGGAAGCAUUUCAUUUUCUCAGCAAUUGUUUUCUUCAGAUCUUUCAACAACAAGGUGAUUGUUCAUGGCCUUAAUUAAUCUAAACCUACAUCCCUUUUUAAAUCUAAGACGUGUUUGCAUAGUUUUGUGAGAUUUUUUUGCAUGCUUUGUUGAUUGUUUUUUUGCUCUAAAUCUUUUAUUGUCUGUAGGUCACCAUAUGCUGUAGAUAGAUAUAGCUGUGAAGAUAAUGAGAACUUAAUAGUUUUGUGUGGUGAAGCAACCAUUUUAAGGACAGAUGAUAAGAAAAAUCGGACAAGGAUUAGCGGUCCAGUGUUUGGUUACUAUGCAAUUACCUUCAGCUUGAGUAAAUGCACAUUGUUCGGUUCAAACCAUGUUCUGUGGGCAUCUUCCUUAUAUGUUGAGAAUUCAUUCGAUUCAAGGAAAAAAAGUGUAUCCUGAAAUUGUAGAUUCUACACUACAUACAUAGGAGAUUUAUACCAUGUUCACCUAACCUAUUAAUCCUUGUAAGAUGGGGAUUACAAAUUCUUCAAGAUAUUGCUGGCUGCCAGGCAGAGGAAGGCCCCGUUGUUGUUAGACUAACUGAAAACGUGCUCCUAAAAUUAUACUAGAUUGGUAUGUACUUGGUAGGAACCGGAUCCCUACCAGGGCGUGGUCUCAGGUUGUAGGGGUGGAAGGAGGGAUGGCAUGGAGGAAGGCGUGGUCCUCGGCGCUGGGGCGCCGUCGUUGCAUGCGCGCGCGCGAGAGAGAGAGAGCAGGGGCGGCGGCUAGGGUUAGGUCUCCCGGCUCCCUAAGGAAGCCGAGCAAAUAUGAUUGCUUCUUGCUUAAUCCCAAAACGGGUCCUUACACGAGUUUAUGUAAUCCUCCUAAUAAGAUAAUUGGGCUAAGCCCCUAAUAACGAUAAGAUAAACUGGGCCACAACUAACUGGGCUAAGCCCCUAAUAUGCCGGUCAUAAAAUCUCUCCCCGCCUGCACAAACAGCUCGUCCUCGAGUUGGAAGGCGGGGAAGAUCAAUGGUCGCCAAACACCUCUGCGUCAACUGGGGCGGGCUGGUCGCCGAGCCCGGCGGCGGCGGGGUCCUCCUCAAUGUAGUCUGCAGCCUCCAGGUAGAAGAGUCGUGGGUAGACAUGGCCCGGUACGUAGGGCUCGUCGCAGUUGAAGCACAACCCUUGGUGGCGACGCUCGAGUUGCUCGGCCGGGGUGAGCCGGCGGAACGGGCGUGCCGCAGCUGCGGCGAGGGGCGCCGCGAAAGCUUGGGCAGGCCAACCCUGCGCGGGAACUUCCGGCCAGGGUGGCGGCCCAGCGGCCCGGGGCGGUGGCGCCUGCUGGAUGGCCAUCGCGCGACGCUCGAACGCGCGGGCGUAGUACAUGGCCGUCUGGAGGUCCUGUCGCCCGUGCAUCUCCACGUCCACGCGGAUGUGGUCCGGUAUGCCGCCGACGAAGAGCUCAGCCCGUUGACGAGCCGAAACGCCGGGGGCGUGGCACGCCAGUGCCCGAAAGCGGCCGGCGAAGUCUUGCACCGAGGUGAGGAACGGAAGACGCCCAAGCUCCGCCAGACGGCUCCCGCGUAUAGGCGGACCGAAGCGCAAGAGGCACAAAUCGCGGAAGCGCUCCCAUGGUGGCAUGCCACCCUCGUCCUGUUCGAGGACGUAGUACCACGUCUGCGCGGCUCCCCGGAGAUGAUACGAGGCGAUCCAGGUGCGGUCGGACGCGAGCGUGCGCUGUCCCCUGAAAAAUUGGUCGCAUUGGUUGAGCCAAUUCAGGAGGUCGACGGUGCCGUCGUAGGUCGCAAACUCCAGCUUGGAGAAUCUCGGCGGCGUCUGGACGUGGACGACGGGCGGGUGCUCCUCGUCAACAUGGAGCAGCGAGGAUGAUGGGGCCGAGUAGGCGGGCAUCAGGGUGCUGCCCUGGAACAGGGGCCCAUCGACGCUGGCGAAUGGCUCGGCGGAGCCCGAGGACCCGCCAAGCUGCAUGGCCGGGUGCGUCGCCGGCGGGGGCAGCACGUGCGGCCCGACCGAGGCCGUCGUGUAGACCGGCUCAAGGGACCCAGCGAGCCAGGCCGGUAACGGAGACGGCGACGGGGGAAGCCGGACCUGGUGGAUGGGCACCCCGGGCCCGUCGUCGGGAUGCCCAGGGCUGCGGUCGCCGGUGGCGGCGGCUGCAGUUGUUGCCCCUGCUGCAUGGUGGAGGCGCCGGGGUUCGUCGCUGGUGGCGGUUGCCACGGCAGCUGUUGUAUGGCGGCGGCGACGGGGGUCGCCGAGGAUGGCGGCUGCUGCGGCGGCGGGGCGGUGGCGAAGGGCACAGGCGGCUGCGGCCCGUAGGAUCUCGCGAGGAACGUGUAGAUGCCCGUGACCGCCUGGGCGAGAUCCCGGAUGGCGGCCGUCAUCUCCGGGGUGAAGACGACGGGGACGGGCGCGGCGGAGGUGACCGGCACUGGCAAAGAGCGGGGCGCUGGCCGUGGUGGCCAUCGGGGCGGUCGUCGCGGUCGGCAGCGGGAGGGUCUGGGUGGGCGGCGGCGAGGGCUAUCUAAUACCAAAUUGGUAGGAACAGGAUCCCUACCAGGGCGUGGUCUCAGGUUGUAGGGGUGGAAGGAGGGAUGGCGUGGAGGAAGGCGUGGUCGCCGGCGCUGGGGUGCCGUCGUUGCGUGCGCGCGCGCGCGCGAGAGAGAGAGAGAGAGAGCAGGGGCGGCGGCUAGGGUUAGGUCUCCCGGCUCCCUAAGGAAGCCGAGCAAAUAUGAUUGCUUCUUGCUUAAUCCCAAAACAGGUCCUUACACGAGUUUAUAUGAUCCUCCUAAUAAGAUAAUUGGGCUAAGCCCCUAAUAACGAUAAGAUAAACUGGGCCACAACUAACUGGGCUAAGUCCCUAAUAUGCCGGUUAUAACAGUACUCUAUAUCUCUGACCGUGGAGAUUAAUGACCAUUGUUGAUUCUUCAUACUUGGGUAGGAAAUAAAAUCUGGUCAUUCACUAAUUCAUGGCAAUGAAGUUCUUCUAGCUCUGCAAAAUUUGUUUCUAAUUGAGUAGUCAGGAGUUCAUUUUUUAUUUAUUUAUAGAAUCUUUAGGAGUUUAGUUAGUGAUUUAUCCUUUCCAAAAAACUAUCUUAUUUAGUACAAUAGAAUACUUGAGCUGAAAAGGUUGAA